Cavia porcellus (domestic guinea pig) is the source of this 4914-nucleotide messenger RNA. RefSeq names its product spalt like transcription factor 4 (gene Sall4). The coding region runs from base 194 to 3325 and encodes 1043 amino acids. The record is from RefSeq and is a predicted model, not a curated record. NCBI's taxonomy places the organism in Eukaryota, Metazoa, Chordata, Mammalia, Rodentia, Caviidae. Gene Ontology annotation, molecular function: DNA-binding transcription factor activity, RNA polymerase II-specific; RNA polymerase II cis-regulatory region sequence-specific DNA binding. Gene Ontology annotation, biological process: regulation of transcription by RNA polymerase II. The transcript is spliced from 4 exons. Gene Ontology annotation, cellular component: nucleus.
AAAUGAUCUCUGAGGUCUUGGACCCAGGCCAAUCAGCUGUCAGGGCUCAUGAUAAAUCGCAAUGCAUUAUUGAUAAUAAUAAUUACUGGGACAUGCGCGUUCCGGCCGAAGGGGGGUAAAUUUCCCAACUCCAGGAAUUUGUGGCUGAGAGGGCAAAUAAGCGCGGCUCUCCCGGCGCCCCGAUGCUGGCACCAUGUCGAGGCGCAAGCAGGCGAAACCCCAGCACAUCAACUCCGAGGAGGACCAGGGCGAGCAGCCUCCGCAGCAGCCGACCCCCGAGCUCGCAGAUGCGGCCCCAGCGGCGGGGCAGCCGGGUGUGCCAAUGAACCACCUGGGGCAUGGCGACGAACUGAGUGGGGACAAAGCCACUGGAAAGCGGCCUCGGCGGGAGGAGACCCACGUCUGCGACAAGUGUUGUGCUGAGUUCUUUGUCUUCUCUGAAUUCUUGGAACAUAAGAGAAAUUGCACUAAAAAUCCACCCGUCCUCAUCAUGAAUGAUGGCGAGGGGCCGGUGCCUUCUGAGGACUUCCCCCAAGCCGUGCUCAGCCAACAGCCCCUGAGUCCGGGUGGCAAGGAGGGUGGCAGCAGCUCGGGGGAUGCCAAGGACAAGCUGGGCGCGGAGUCUGUCAUGUACCUGAAAACAGAGGCUGCUCUGCCACCCACCCCACAGGACCUCGGCUACUUACCCAAAGGCAAAGUGACCAACACCAACGUGACCCUGCAGGCGCUCCGGGGCACCAAGGUGGCGGUGAACCAGCGCAGUGUGGACGCGCCCCCCGCACCCGUGCCCGGUGCCAGCAGCAUCCCCUGGGUCCUGGAGCAGAUCCUGUGUCUGCAGCAGCAGCAGCUGCAGCAGAUCCAGCUCACGGAGCAGAUCCGAAUCCAAGUGAACAUGUGGGCAGCACACGCCCUGCACUCUGGGGCGGCGGGCACCGACACCCUGAAGGCCCUGGGCAGCCACAUGUCCCAGCAGGUGUCUGCCACCGUGGCCCUGCUCAGCCAGAAGGCCGGAAGCCAGGGUCUGUCCCUGGACACCUUGAAACAAGCCAAGCUACCUCACGCCAACGUCCCCUCCCACGGCCCGCUGACCCCAGGGCUGGCGCCCUUUGCCCUGAAGCCGGAUGGGACUCGGGUGCUCCCAAAUGUCAUGUCUCGCCUUCCGGGCGCUUUGCUACCUCAGGCCCCAGGCUCUGUGGUCUUCCAGAGCCCUUUCUCCACCGUGGCACUAGACCCAGCCAAGAAAGGGAAAGGGAAGCCCCCCAACAUCUCCGCGGUGGAUGUCAAACCCAAAGACGAGGCGGCCCUCUACAAGCACAAGUGUAAGUACUGUACCAAGGUGUUCGGGACUGACAGCUCCUUGCAGAUCCACCUGCGCUCACACACUGGAGAGAGGCCGUACAUGUGCGCUGUCUGUGGCCACCGCUUCACCACCAAGGGCAACCUCAAGGUGCACUUUCACCGGCACCCCCAGGUGAAGGCAAACCCCCAGCUGUUCGCUGAGUUCCAGGACAAAGUGGGGGCAGGCAGUGGCGUCCCCUGUGCACUCUCUGUCCCUGUGCCCAUCGUAGAUGAGCCGAGUCUCUCUGUAGACAGCAAACCUCUCCUGGUAACGGGGACCCCUCCCAUAGGGCUACCUCAGCAUAUCCCCUCGGGGACUAACCCCAAGGACCUCCUGGGUGGCCCACCUCUGCCCAGCGACCUGCAUCCGGGUCCCUCCCCAGAAAGUGAGGGUGGACCCACACUACCAGGGGUGGGGCCCAACCAUAACCCUCCCAGGGUCGGUGGCUUCCAGGGCACUGGGCCCCCCGAGCCGGGGUCCGAGACCCUGAAAUUGCAGCAGCUGGUGGAGAACAUCGACAAGGCCACCACUGACCCCAACGAAUGUGUCAUUUGCCACCGAGUCUUAAGCUGCCAGAGCUCCCUGAAGAUGCAUUACCGCACGCACACCGGGGAGAGGCCGUUCCCAUGUAAGAUCUGUGGCCGCGCCUUUUCCACCAAAGGCAACUUGAAGACACACCUCGGGGUGCACCGAACCAACACGGCGGUGAAGAUACAGCACUCGUGCCCCAUCUGCGAGAAGAAGUUCACCAACGCGGUCAUGCUGCAGCAGCACAUCCGCAUGCACAUGGGCGGCCGCAUCCCCAACACGCCCCUGCUGGAGAGGCCCUGCGAGCUGGCCGGGCCCGAGCCCGCCGCUGUGCUCUGUGACAGCAGCAGCAUGGGCCACAAGCAGGUGGACGUGGAGGAGAUCGGCUCCCACGACACCCCCGGCGGCGGCUGCUCCAAGGUGUCCGUGCCGCUGCCCAGCAUCCAUGUGGCGUCACCCACGGUGGUGGUGGCCUCCCAGGACGCCCCCGGGAAGGCGGCGGGUCCUGCCCCUGCUCCUCUGAGCCUGCAGCGCCAGAGCAGCAGGGAGAACGGCUCGGGGGAGAGCGACGGGCUGACCAACGACGACUCCUCCCUGGCCGGUGACCAGGAGUACCCGAGCCGGAGCCCGGAUGUCAUGGAGGCCGUGUGUGCCCAGGCCCUGUCCCCGGCCAAUAGCCAAGCAGAAAGCGUCAAGUCCCGGUCCCCAGAUACCGGGCUCAAAGCUGAGAGCUCCGAGAACAGCCGCCCUGAGAUGGAAGGUCGCAGCGGCCUCCCGCCCACGUUCAUCCGCGCACAGCCCACCUAUGUCAAAGUCGAGGUUCCCGGCUCAUUUGUUGGCCCCUCUGCGUUGUCUCCUGGCAUGACGCCUCUGCUGGCCGCCCAGCCCCGCCGGCAAGCCAAGCAGCAUGCCUGCACGCGCUGUGGGAAGAACUUCUCCUCGGCCAGUGCCCUGCAGAUCCACGAACGCACGCACACUGGAGAGAAGCCUUUUAUGUGCAGUGUGUGUGGGCGAGCCUUCACCACCAAAGGCAACCUGAAGGUCCACUACAUGACUCACGGGGCCAACAAUAACUCCGCUCGCCGCGGGAGGAAGCUGGCCAUCGAGAACACCAUGGCCCUGCUGGGCGCGGAUGGAAAGCGAGUGCCAGAAAUGUUUUCCAAGGAGAUCCUGUCGCCCUCGGUGAGCAUGGACCCGGUGGUGUGGAGCCAGUACACCAGCAUGCUCAACGGCGGCCUGGCCAUGAAGACUAAUGAGAUCUCGGUAAUCCAGAGCGGCGGGAUCCCCACCCUGCCCGUGUCCCUGGGGGCCAGCUCGGUGGUGAGCAGCACCACCGCCUCCAAGAUGGACAGCUCCCAGUCUGGCGGCAGUGCGGCCGAGAAGCCAGGCGUCACUGAUGGCGUUGCCAAACACCAGUUCCCUCACUUCCUGGAAGAAAACAAGAUCGCAGUCAGCUAAGCUGGGGAGAUGGAACGGGAGCGCGAGGGACCCAGAUCUCCAGUGUCCUUUUUCUUACUGAUAUGCAAAUGAUGUUUACGGUGGGUGGUAACCCAACCUGGGCUAUUCCUACAAUCACAAUUGUUGCUAUGCUGCUUUGCAAAAAAAGUAAACAAAGGAAAAUUUAAAAAGAAACAAACAAAGUUCAUACCAAAACUGACUAGAUUUUUUUUUUUUUUAAUUUUUGGAAAGAAGCGGGUCUUGCAAAGUAGCUUUCUUACUUGCAACAAACUAUGUACGUAGAAGCUUUGUACAACCUAGAGUGACUCUUUCCAAAGACUGUGUGCCAAUUGGAACUGACUGAACCACAGUGGAAAAGACAACUCCUUAGCCUAAUCGUGGGGUGAGGGACUGUGUACUUCCGUGCUGACUAUGCGGGUAAAUGGACAAGGGUCUGUCAUCUAUUUAGGGGCCAAUUUGAUGGCUCCCCAAUCUUUCACCAUCUUUUGUUUCCUUUUGUUUUGUUGAAUGUACUUAAAAGGAAGACAACCCAAACAAACCGGGGUUGCAGAAUUAACAGAAUCCCUUCAGCCUCAGGACGGAAGUAGCUGCCCUUGCGUGGAUGUGCUGUAGUCCGCAGGGAGCCGGUGUGUGGGUGUGUGUGUGUGUACGUACGUGUGCUUUGCUGCUUAUUUAAAUACAGUCCAUCUGGAGCCCCCCGAGUGUGAACCACUCCCACAUUUUGCAGGUGCCUUGCCUUCCCGCGCCAGGACAGCGGGGCACUGAGCCGGGAUUCUCAGGUGACUUGGGGUUUGCAAGUGCCUGCUCUGUUUUGAAGAAUGCGUUUUCAUUCUUAACUCAUGGAAGAUGGAACCUCUGUAUCACAAGUUCUCAUUUUUUGUUUUUGUUUUUGUUUUUUAAUUUCCUUGGUGCAGCUGAAGCCAAGUAAUAAUGAAGAUCUCUUCUCCCCCGCCCUGCACCCCGGCGUGUUGCAUGAAGGCUAUGAAGUUGGGACAGGCAGUCCUGGGUGUGAAAGCUUUAAUUUAUCUACCUCAUUCAUUUUUUAUUUUUGUAGCCAUAGUCUCUAUUUUCCUAUUUUAUGACCGCUGAAGUAUUCCAGGCUCCGUCUUAAAGCUAAGAGUUGGUGGGAACAGCCGGAUGUUCGAGAAGUCUUUGAUCCCUUUUUUUAAACUCCCCUUUGUACAUGUGAUAAUAUUAAGCAGUUGAUGAAGCGUGGCUCUAGCUGUUAAAUGAGGAAGGAGGAAAAAAAUCAGACGGCCGGGUGGGGGAGUCUUUCUCCCUGCUGAAGCCCUUGUGGAACUGCAGAUCCAGACUGUUACUCGAGUUUUGUCUCUUAGUUACUGCACCUGACUUUAGGACCCAAACAAGUGUUUUUGCCAAGUUGUGCCUUUCCUUCUGGAACUGUAAGAACACAAUGACAGCACCUGUUUACACUGUGAAGUGUGUGUUGUUGCCGAGAACCACCCCAGUGGCGCGCUCACUGCCGAGCUGAGAAUGCCUUGUGAAUGUAUGGUCUGCCGAGAUCCCUGGAGCUGUACCUGCUGAUGCUGGCUGUGUCUGUUGGAAAAUAAAUUCUGAAUGUUUUUUUU